Symbiodinium pilosum is the source of this 1245-nucleotide messenger RNA. The record is from the annotation of a GenBank genome assembly. NCBI's taxonomy places the organism in Eukaryota, Dinophyceae, Suessiales, Symbiodiniaceae.
AUGGAGGUCAGCAAGGAGCUUGAAGCGUUGAUCGAAAGGAUAAAGGCCCAUGGCGGCAAGGAAGCAGGCUUCAGCAUGGCUGAGGGCAAGGCCAUGGUUGAUGAUCUGAUGCAAGCCGCGAAGCUGACGGAAGAUGGCACGAAGACAGCAUUGGCAGAAAACCGAGUCCUGUGCGAUACGCCUGUGGACUCCAGAGACUGCAUUGCUCUCAUCGGUGUCGCUUUUGCUCCACUUCUCCUGACCUUGCAGGUAGGAGGUGCCUUCGGCGUUGCUUGCGUAGCUCAGUCGAAUGGCCCGAGAAGCAUUAUCUUCUGGGCAUCCGUGGCAAGCGUCCUCUGGUCUGUGGUGGUCUACUUUGGAAUUCGCCAGCAACAAAGCCAAUGUGAGUCACAGGUGGGGCCAAAUGAGGGUCCUGGGCUCCUGACACGUAUCAAGACGUAUGCGCGGCGGCUGGAUCAGGAAGCGCAGCAGUACCGCGACCAAACCCGACGAGCAGCCUUUUGCCAGGUCCCGUGGCUAAUGGCCGCAUGCGUGUUGGGCUUGGAAAUGUCCACGGCAGCAACAGCUGGGCGUCUCCUGGAGUUCCUGCAAGCUCUUACCAUCACCACUCUGGCAGCUAUGAGUAGCGGCGCAGUGUUGGGCUUGGCCGUUUGCAACGAACUUCCUGGCCCGCCUGAAGCAACAUACUUGGAGAUCGCGGCUGCAACCAUUGCUCGUUGUCCUGCGAUCUCGAUGUGCGUCAGCUCUAUCUUCGCGUUGGUUCUGCCGGCCGUCGAGCAAGCCUCCCCGUCCGCCCGUGAGCUGCAGGAGAUGGGAACUGGGCGGUUUGACAUGGCGGAACAGUACGUGGUUGACGUGGAAGAGCUUCGCUGCAAAUUGCACCGGCGUGCCAACAAAGUCUUAAACCCUGCAUCGCAACUGGAGAAGGCUUUCGUUGGCUCCGGCGCCGAACGGGCAGCGUCAAUCAAGGAGCUGACCUCGCAAUUUCCUGCACACGUCAAGGACCUCACUUGUGCAACGACAAAGCUGGCUGGCGUUGGCCCACAGGGCGGGACUCAGCGACAGCAGAUGAAGGAGACAGCGGAAGCAGCAGGAGAACUGCUUGGAGGUAUCGGGGGCCUGGUGUCUAGCUUGGCGAAUCCACAUGAGGAUGUCAAGACCGCAAGGAUAAGCACCGGCUCAGCCCAGCAGAUGGUGCGCGGUGGUCUCAAAUUACUGGAGACGGCAAUGACUAAGAAUGCGUAG